AUGGCUGCUCAAUUUGCCAGCUCCGAGCUCGGAGAUUGGUGUAUCGUCCAAGACGACUGUUUCGGUGUUUCGGUGGUCGACAUGCAGUGUCUUGACAUUCUACGAUGCAAGUUUGACCGUCGCACGAAGGCCACACAGAACGGGAGCCUGUUCAUUCGACCGGGAGGGAUGCCGGGAACAUCUGGUAGAGCCAAGUCUCGUGCUGAGACCGCUGGCCCCCCUCCAACCCAGCCAUGCGGAAAUCGACUGCCCAUCUCAACAGUCCUCGUUGCAGCUCGCCGUGGCCAGGCUAUGAGCUCUGCCACGCCAAGUCACCUCGCCGUUCUUGAAAAUUUCUCCCGUUGGACGAGGAGCGAGGAAAAGCAUGUGCUGGGUCAGACAGCCAGCCCAUGGCGAGGUAAGGCGAUCGAUCCACUGUCUCACCAGCCGACAAGCCGUUGA
Metarhizium robertsii ARSEF 23 is the source of this 441-nucleotide messenger RNA. RefSeq names its product gag-pol polyprotein. Lineage: Eukaryota; Fungi; Ascomycota; Sordariomycetes; Hypocreales; Clavicipitaceae. The coding region runs from base 1 to 441 and encodes 146 amino acids. The record is from RefSeq and is a predicted model, not a curated record. The transcript has a single exon.